Topomyia yanbarensis is the source of this 1338-nucleotide messenger RNA. RefSeq lists its product as uncharacterized. The transcript is spliced from 3 exons. Gene Ontology annotation, cellular component: plasma membrane. Gene Ontology annotation, biological process: detection of chemical stimulus involved in sensory perception of smell; sensory perception of smell. Gene Ontology annotation, molecular function: olfactory receptor activity; odorant binding. NCBI's taxonomy places the organism in Eukaryota, Metazoa, Arthropoda, Insecta, Diptera, Culicidae. The coding region runs from base 106 to 1260 and encodes 384 amino acids. The record is from RefSeq and is a predicted model, not a curated record.
UUAUCGAAUUUGCUAUUAAUAAGUCUUCGCUUAAUUGCCAGCGAUAAUAGCUAAUCAGCGCUGAGGGCUACAUUCACUCUGCUUCUUGCGUUCAGAACAGCGAGAAUGGCCUCUAAAGGAUCAUCGGAAGCACUAGACAAAUCCUUCGAUAUAGCCCGCAAGAGAACCUUUAUGGUAGGAAUAAAUCCAUUUAUACCGGAACGCGAGGUCAACGUGCGAUUCGUGUGUUCCGCGUUACUGAUGGUAAUCGUUUAUAUUUUGUGUUUUUACACCAUAUGGGAGCUGCGUUCGGAUCUGGCAAAAGUUGCAGAAGUAUGCCUGGCUUUGCUAUUGGUUAUGCAGGGCAGCAAUAAGAUCUGGGUCGGAUUCGUACACAAAUCGAGGUACUACCAGUUGUUUCAUGAUACCGCUAUUAUCUACGAAAACUUCGAUGCAGAUGAGAGAAAUCGACCAAUUCUGAAAGAUACCGUGGACAAGUUAGCUCUAGCGCUCAAGGGAAUGGUUCUCCUGUACGGCACAGCCGGCUCACUGAUGAUGAUAUUAGUUGUUUUAGUGUCGGUGGUAACAGGCGAAAAAUUUUAUUUUCUGACACUGUAUAUUCCAUCGGUUGAUUACACAACGACGCUCGGUUUCGUGAUUACUACAUGUAUGCAUAUGAUACUUAUCUCGUAUUGGCUCAAUGGUUAUCUAGCAUCGGAUACAACAUUUAUGUCAAAUAUAAUGCCUAUAAUCGGAUAUGCAAAUUCGUUUCGAAACGAGAUCAUAAAUUUCAACCAGAUGCUACAAGUACCUGAUCGGAACGAAAAAGAGAUUGCUGCUAAACUUGUGCAUAUUUGUCAACUGCAUCAACUCAUCGUCACGUAUGAAGAGAAUGCCAUACAACAUUUCAAGAGUGGUAACCUGAUUCAAGUGGGGUUACAGGCCUGUACUAUUUUGGGUACUGUUUUCAUGUUUUAUAUAUAUCGCUAUUUGCCUGCCCUGAGCAUGAUGGUCGCCGUACUAUUUGAAUUAACACAGUUCUGUGCACUGGGAACAAUCGUAACAGCAAAGAACGAUCAAAUGCUAAUUGAUAUUUACGAAAUAAAUUGGCACUUGUUAAAGAAACCUCAGCAACAAAUUGUAGCCUUCAUGCUAUUCAAGUCACAGAAUGCAAAGGACCUCACUGCGGGAGGAUUUGCUCCACUGAACAUGGUAACCUAUGUGCAGGUUUUGAAAACAAUUUAUACCUUUCUUGCAAUGCUUCUCACUGUACUGGAAUAAGAGAUUAUAUAACUCGAAACGUAUGUUUUAGCAAGUUUGUAGUAAGCACAUUUUUUAGGGAGCACUAAGCGCAAUAAA